Molecule: messenger RNA, 908 nt
Organism: Hippocampus comes (tiger tail seahorse)
Lineage: Eukaryota; Metazoa; Chordata; Actinopteri; Syngnathiformes; Syngnathidae
Gene: soul5
Product: heme-binding protein soul5
Exons: 7
Coding region: 16-804 (262 amino acids)
Molecular function (GO): heme binding
Source: RefSeq, a predicted model, not a curated record
UGUGUUGUGUCCAGUAUGCAGUGUGUGUUGCUUUUUUUUUCCCUUCUUGUAUUGUCAGGAUUUUCAGGGUGUGGCCACUUUUCCUUUUAUAACUCGUCUUGGAUUGUUGCUUUGCGCCACUGCACCAAACAAUCUUCCACCAUGUUUCUGCUUGCAGCACUUGUUGGCUGCCUGCUCGCCCUCACAGCUGAGGCCAGAAUCGGGAACUGCUCUGAGCUCUCAUUCUACACCGAGACAAGUCAAUGUCUGCUGUUUAAGGUCAUCUGCGAGACUAACAAGUAUGAGGUGCGCCGCUAUGAAGCUGCCAAGUGGGUGACAACAACAGAGUGGUCAUGGUCCAUGGACAUUGCCUGUAUGAACGCAUUUAUGCGGCUGUUUGACUACAUCAGUGGGGAAAAUGAGAAUGGGCAAAAGAUUGAAAUGACCGCUCCUGUUGUGAUAAAGAUAGACGAAGAAAAGAAGUGGUUUUGGGAAGCUAAACAAUACACAAUGAGCUUCUUGUUGCCCAAGGAGCACCAGGCCAAUCCUCCAACGCCUAAGGACAAUCAGGUCUUCAUAAGUGAUACGCCAGCCUUAAAUGUGUACGUGCGGAGCUAUGGCGGGUGGAUGACCUCGUGGACUGACUGUCAUCACAAAGAAGCCCUGAUGUAUGACCUGAUGAAGGAUGGCGCUAGCUUCAAAGGCAACUGCCAUUUUGGCGUUGGAUAUAACAGCCCCAUGACACUGUGGUGGAAUAGGCACAAUGAGGUGUGGGUGAUCGCUGAGGGUAACCCAGUGUGUUCGAGCAGUGAGGAAAUGGACUGAGGCUUUGUCAUCAUCCAUCGCAUGUUGUCGCUUAAGACACCCAGCAGCAUAUAUGAGUGAUUGGGUCUGUAUUUGAAAGUAUGAAAAAAAAAAAAUCAAUAAAU